Molecule: messenger RNA, 2929 nt
Organism: Anopheles cruzii
Lineage: Eukaryota; Metazoa; Arthropoda; Insecta; Diptera; Culicidae
Product: E3 ubiquitin-protein ligase COP1-like
Exons: 1
Coding region: 1-2475 (824 amino acids)
Biological process (GO): proteasome-mediated ubiquitin-dependent protein catabolic process
Molecular function (GO): protein binding; ubiquitin protein ligase activity
Source: RefSeq, a predicted model, not a curated record
AUGCGUCGCCAGCAACAGCAGCAGCAAACGUUCAAUGUACAACUGUUUUCCUCAGUGUCCAACUCUAGCGAAUCGAGCAGGUACGAAGUGCUAAGGAUGUGCUCCCUAGGUGGCAGCAGCGGCGGUGGCGCCGAUGGCGAUAGAGGCAGUGGUGGUGGUGGCGGUGGCGGAGCUGGAAGCAGCAACAGUAGCGGCAAGAAACGGCUCACCACCCUGAACGGCAUCCCGACGAGUGUGGAUGAUAAAGCGAGUGACUUCCUGUGCCCGAUCUGCUUCGACAUCAUCAACGAGGCGUACAUUACGCGCUGCGGGCACACGUUCUGCCACCAGUGCAUUGCCCGCUCGGUCGAAGUCGCGAAAAAGUGCCCCAAGUGCAACUCGCCGCUUGCGUCACAGGAGCAGAUUCUGCCCAACUUUCUGCUGAACGAUCUCAUCUCCAAGCACCGGCUGAAGACGGGCAUCGGAGGGCCGGCCGGUGCGGGGGGCGGGGGCGGUCUGCAGUGGCCCAAGUCCCAGUCCGGGAACGCUUGCUCACCGAAGGGGGCGGCGCACCCGGGCACCACGGGCGCAGACGGUGAAGGCGAUACUUUGAAGCACUUUCUGGCGACGGAGUCGAAAAAGCUGUCGCUGUCGGACGUGAACGUGAUGCUGGAGAUACUGACGCAGCGCAAGACGCUGCUGGAGGCGGAAUCGUGUGCCGCCCAGAACCGGCUGCUGCACGAGUUCCUGAAGCACUUGCUGAAGCAGAAAGAGCAGCAGCAGCUGCAGAUCGGGAACGAGAUCGCCCUCAUCCGCAGCGAUCUGCUCGAGGUGGAGAAGGUGCUGAAGGACGUGCAGAGCAGCUGCCCGUCGGUGGCCGAGGUCGAGCGGAGCGUGCAGGACGAAAAGGACGAGAACGUGGUCGCGAUCAAACGCCAAAUCAUACAGAUCAUCGAUACGAUCGACCACAUUUUCGUGCCCUCGACCCAAUCGCCCAUGGACGAUGGCUCCUCACUGACGGGCGAAUCGUACGAAGGGUUCAACUUGCACGCGCACCCGGCCCGGCCCGGUCAGCACGGUUCCGGCUCGGUGGCGGGCUCGCUGUCGUCCACCUCCACAUCGUUUCUGGCCCGCAAGCAGCGGAUGUAUCAGCACUUUGACGACUUUGUCCAGUGCUACUUUGCGGCACGCAGCGAGGAGCUGUUCUUUGGCAAGGAUCGUUCGUUCAGCUCGGACUCGCUCGGACUCGUUGCCGAUCGCACGCUGUCCAGUGGUGCACCGAGUGUCGACACGGGGCUUGCCCCUACGAUCGGUACGACCCCGAGCGCCGGUGGCGGCUCGAACCUGUCCCAGUCGCAGUCAACGAACGAUAUGACCCGCUCGAGUGGUGUUGGCGGGCGCUCGUCGUCGCUCGAUACGUUCCGCGAGAAUCUAAUCAAAUUCUCCAAGUACAGUGCGCUACGGCCGCUGGCAACGCUCAACUACUCUAGCGACUCGAACUACGCGUCGACGAUCGUGUCCAGCAUCGAGUUCGACAAAGACAGCGAGUACUUUGCGAUCGCGGGCGUCACGAAGCGGAUCAAGAUCUUCGACUACUACACCGCCAUCCGGGAUGCGGCGGUCGACAUCAACUAUCCGAUCAACGAGAUGACCUGCAACAGCAAGAUCUCGUGCGUGAUCUGGAACACCUACUUCAAGCAGGUACUCGCCUCGAGCGACUACGAGGGCAUCGUCACGAUCUGGGACGUGCUGACGCGGACGCGCACGAAAACGUUCGAAGAGCACGACAAGCGGUGCUGGUGCGUCGACUUCAACGAAGUGGACACACGCCUCCUGGCGUCCGGGUCGGAUGAUGCGCGCGUGAAGCUGUGGUCACUGAACGUCGAUCACUCGGUCGCCACGAUCGAGGCCCGCGCCAACGUGUGCUGCGUCAAGUUUAACCCGAAAAGCUCCUGCCACCUGGCGUUCGGGACGGCCGAUCACUGCGUCAACUACUACGAUCUGCGCAACCUGAAGCAACCGCUGUGCCUGUUCAAGGGCCACCGGAAGGCGGUGUCGUACGUGAAGUUUCUCAACACGGACGAAAUCGUGUCGGCCAGCACGGAUGGCCAGCUGAAGCUGUGGAACAUCAACUCACCGCCGUUCUGUCUGCGCUCCUUUACCGGGCACAUUAACGAGAAGAACUUUGCCGGGCUCGCCACCAACAGCGACUACCUGGCGUGCGGCAGCGAGGACAACUCGCUCUGCGUCUACUACAAAGGCCUGUCGAAGCAGCUGUUUAAUCUGAAGUUCUCGAGCACCAGCGGUGGUGGUGGUGCUGGCGGCGCCGGAAGCGGUAGCAGCAUGCGCAGUGGUGGCGCCCUGGCGUCGUCGGACGUGGAGCGCGGCAGCACCGAUGGGAACGAGUUUGUGUCGGCAGUUUGCUGGCGAAAGCAGAGCAACAUCAUCAUUGCGGGCAACAGCGAGGGCAUCAUCAAGAUACUGGAAAUAGUGUAGAACCGUCCCGGGGUACGAUCGAUGCCUCCACGAGGUGCUGUAGAAAGGAACGGUUAAGUGCUGCUCUACAUUGUUAGAUGCCGUUUUUUACAAGUAGUUUAAAAGAGCGAUCGAACGUAGCGUGAAGAUGACGACCCCCUUUUUGUAUAUAUAUAUAGAACUGUUAAAGCCUGUUUGUUUUUAAUGUUGCCAAAGCUCCGCACAAUAGCAACAGCAGCAGCAGCAGCAGCACUUUCGAUGGCCUCGACCGAUGCUGAUGGGAGCCGUUUUUGUGCUUGAAUCGGAAACAUGAAAGCGAACAAACCAUAAGACUUAUACCGUGCCCGAAAGCGGUACGACACACGGGCAGAGCGUUCGCCAGAGAAGUCAAUUAGCAGCAGUGAACUCUGUAUAAGCGCGCGUACCAGUUGAGACACGUCCCCUUCGGUAUCCAUCCGCUCAUGCAACGAAACGG